Molecule: messenger RNA, 690 nt
Organism: Benincasa hispida (wax gourd)
Lineage: Eukaryota; Viridiplantae; Streptophyta; Magnoliopsida; Cucurbitales; Cucurbitaceae
Source: RefSeq, a predicted model, not a curated record
AUGGGAGAGCUAAAGAACAGACCUCAAGGGAGAUUGCCCAGCUCAAUUGAGCUUCCACGCAAUCCAGGGAUUACAGGGAAAGAACACUGCCAAGCAGUCACCCUAAGAAGUGGAAAAGUGAUGGCAGAAGUCAGGAAGGAUUCUAGCAAGACCAAUUCAAAGGAGAAACCUACGAUUGAAUCAAAGAAACCGUUGUCACAAACUGAGUCAAAGGAGCCCAAGACUAUGGAACUUGAAGAUGCAAUCACCUCUAAGCCUCCAGACCAUGGAACAAUGAAAGUACAGCUACCUUUAUUCCCUCAAAGACUGAAAAGAAGCAAAACGAUGAAAGUCAGACAGCUAACACCCACAACGGUGACUCUCCAACUUGCAGAUAGGUCCCUGGUACACCCUGAAGGAAAAUUGAAAGAUGUCUUGGUCACAAAAGACAAAUUCAUUCUACCUGUAGACAUCAUCAUUCUAGAUUAUGAAGCGGAUAAAGACAUGCCAAUCACAUUGGGACGACCAUUCUUAUCCACUAGUCUUGCUCAAAUAGAUGUGCAUAAAGGAGAAAUCACAAUGAGCAUCAAUGGAAAGAAGCUCAGGUUUAAUAUUAUCAAGGUAAUGAAGUUCCCAGAAGAUGAAGGCUUGAACAAGCUUUCGUUGAAGAUUGAGAAUCCAAGGAAGAAAAUUAAGAAAGAGAGGAUGUGA